Messenger RNA from Phialemonium atrogriseum, 3806 nucleotides. RefSeq names its product CHAT domain-containing protein. The transcript is spliced from 4 exons. The record is from RefSeq and is a predicted model, not a curated record. The coding region runs from base 90 to 3806 and encodes 1238 amino acids. Lineage: Eukaryota; Fungi; Ascomycota; Sordariomycetes; Cephalothecales; Cephalothecaceae.
AUGCCUUUUAACUGUAUCUCAGUCAUCUCACACGACUCAGAAUUCUAGAUAAUCAGAAAUUCUCGAGGAGCUAUCACCGGGCAGCCAGAAUGACGAGUUCUCCUAUCACUAUAAAUCCGAGUCCUCAGGCGGCAGAGGCCGAGAUCCACCGUCUCAUAUGGCGGCUAGACCCCAAAGGCACCCACGAAUAUAUCUCCUCCUUAGAUGCUUCACUGAAAGCAUGCCCAGUCGUUGCCAUUGCUGCCGCAAUAGCGUACUUGGAAGACCAGGAUUACCGGCUGGCCGACAAGGCAAUCAAGGCGACCCGUUUCCAUGACGCUAUGAAGGAAGGAAGGUGGUUGUUUCAUGAACAAACCGUGAGCUUAGCACUGCUAUCAGGUAUCAUCAACAUACACCGAACUUUCGAGUUCGCGGGCCUGAUUCAGCUACUCACGGAUGUGGAGAGCAUUUAUAUGAACCCAGAUCACAGCCAACAAGAGGGUCCUACGAAUCACGACGUCGAUACCGCCCGCGUCCAUUCCGAAUCGGAGUUCCUCAAUCAACCUGACUCGCCGUCUGCAGAAGGCCAGCCGAGUCAAACUACCAUUGGCGAUGCUCGGCUUUGGCUGGAAUACAUUGUCAUGGAUGCUCGUUCAUUUUUCACCUUCACCCCCGACAUGACCAAGCACCUUGGGAGUGUUCCCGCGGCCAUCGUCUUUUAUAGCGACUACCUCCAUAGCCUUCCCGCCGACUGCGUGACACACAAAGCCAGCGCUCUCAUCAACAUAGCGGGGUGGCAGGCCACCGAAAACUCCGAGUUGGGGGCUCUGUCUCUGGAUGAAUCACUGGCCUUGUUUUCAGAGGAUCAGAAUCAGACCGGUCAGAUGAUAUGCGAGUUCCACCAGAUACGUCUCUUCCAGCUCAAAAGGCACGGCCCGGCUGAUUGCCUGGCGCAGACGCUGUCUCUGGCCGACAGGUUCCUCCAGAAAGGGAAUCAUCACUUUUACUACCUCGCGACAAACCACGCCCUUCGUAUUGUUGUGAAUGACACGAGCCUUUUGGCCCAGUUCUCUCCGUUGAAAGAGAAACUGUGCGAUCAGCUGAGAGAGGUCCACGACGAGUUCAACGUCAUGCGCCUCGAUAUCUUGGAGGCGUACGACUCGAGCAAACACCAAGUGUCUACCGAUCAGGCGCGCCUUUGGUUCGAGCAACUGCUCAAAGACCACUCCGAGCGACUUACCCCGUUGCAACUCUCUGACGUUUACCAUGGGCUGUAUAACUCCUACUCGGCGCUGACGGAGCCCGAGGAAGCCAGCAAGUACGCUCAGAAGAACUUCGACCUCGUUGCGAAGAUCGAGAAUUUUACCCUCCGAGAGCGCUCCAGAGCUCGACACACCUUUGCAACCUCACGAGUGGCCAUUCUGAGGAGAUACAAACCCCAUCAGAGCUCGCGAUUGGACGACGAGGAGGACUGGGACCGUUACUCCGCGUAUCAGAAAAUGUACAAGGACAUAGCCUUGGAGGAAGCUGCUGGUCUCGAACCCUGGAUCCAAAUCGACACCAAGAAUCAUUUCGAGGAUUUGCUUCGAGAGAAGAGAGCGACCCUGAGCGACGUCUUCGACUUCCUGAGGCAGAACUUCCCGGAUGUCAUGGAAGACGACUCACUCGUCCGUUCUUCCCGCCAGCUGGCGGAGAUGAUCGCCUCUUCCGACCAGAGCGUCAAGAUUGACGUAGGGGAUCUGCUGCGGCUCGCGAAGGAGGGCCGAGGACGGGAUGGCAUUCGACUGGCCAACGACGCACUCGAGCGAGUCUUGAACGAUCCGGCUGCAUGCAUUAAGCAGCGGAGCGACGCGUACUACGUGUGCGCUCUCUCAUAUGACAUUGCCGCGUUCCUCGAUAAGACGACAUCUCUGUCCGCACAGGAAGUGGACGACAACCUCGCGCUCCAGAUUCGAUACCUACGCAAACAGCGUGAUCUCUGCCAAGCAGUUGGCGACCACCAUAGCCUCCUGCGGUCUGUACACCCCUUCCAGAGAUUCAUGCAGCUGUACAUCAUCCGCCAUCCAGAGCUGGAGCCGGAACUCAGCGCCGAGACCGAGCACUACUUCCAGGGCGCGGAACGUGCCGCCGAGAUGUACCGCAGAAGCGUGCUGGGAUCUCACGCCAUCGCCACGCUUCUGCGGAUGCAGAAAGUCGUCUCGGCUGGGCUCACGAGGAUGCUUUAUGCCGUCGCCACGUCCUUCUACAUCGACCGGAAAGACGCCCCGAUGGCGUGGACGUGGGCACAAAAGGGCCGCGCGCGCGCCCUGUUCAGCAUCCUCACAAGACAGCCUACCUCGUCCGACCUCCUAAUAUCGGCUCUCGGCAACGACGCCGAGACGUGCCAUCUCCUUGCCUCCGACAACUUGCUGUUGAAGGAGAUGCAACAAAGCACCGCAAUGGAGCAGCUGCGUGCGAGGACAGCACUCCAAAGCGCCUCGGGGCGACGGCGGCUUUUGGCGGUCCCUGCACUCGAGAAACUCCUCGGUGCGCCUGUCACAGCCGACACUUUCGGCUUUGCAGAGGCCGCGGCCGUCUACGAGCACGUCAAGAGCUGGCUUUUGCCCGACAAGAACGUGGUUCUUGUUCACUGGGUCGUCGAGCCCUCCGGCUGGAUCUGCUUGAUGGCGAUGGACUGCCGUGAGCGCAACCUCCAAGCGCGUGCGCGCCUGAAGCUGCGAUUUUCUCAAAUCCAAGCGUGGAUCGACCGCAAUCUAGUUUUCCCUCAAGGUGCCACGAAGCCCCUCGAGAGUGAGAAGCCUCUCAAGGAGCUGACAGUCCUCGUCGAGGCGCUCGCGUUCAUGUCGAAGCCCGAGGACCUGCUCGUCCUCUCGCCCCCGGCCGAACUUGCCGCCGUCCCCCUGCACGCCAUCCCGCUCGGUCUCGGUGAGCCGGUUCUGAUCCAGCGCAAUCCGGUCGUCUACGCGUCGAGCUUCUCACUAUAUCUUGAGUGCCUGCGCCGCGUCGAGCCCCGCAACAGCCUGCCGGACAAACCGCUGUCUGGCGCUGUCUUCGCGGCCGCGUACGAGGAGCCCGAUCGGAGAGAAGAGCGCGAGUUGAUCUUCGAGCAGAUGGAACAGCUGGGGAACGAGUUCCACGCACGGCAAAUCUUGGGACAUAAGCUCACGGCCACUAGUUUCAAAGAGGCGCUCGGGUCCUCGCCGUGGGUGCACUACCACGGCCACGCGUGCUACGACGCAUCCGAGGUGCUUAACCAGUGCUUCAUUCUCAGUGACGGGGAAGAGCUUCCUGUUUCUCUAAAAGCCCUUGCUCUCGACGAUUCGCUCCCCAGGUCGUUGGAGCAGGCUGAAGAGCCAGUGCAACCUCCACAGAGCAACCCAGAGCCGGGCCAUCGUGACCUGCUCUCGACGCUUCUAGACGGGUCGUCCAGGCUCAACGUCUCUGACAUAUUCGCCAUGAAUUUGAGGGAAAACAAACCCUUUGUGUGCUCCAUCGCGUGCGACUCGGGCGUGCAGGACGUGAAUGCCGGAGACGAACCACUGGGACUCGUCACGGCGCUGUUUUGUGCGGGAGCCUCGUCGGUUCUGGGCACGCUGUGGCCGAUGGAGAGCAGCAUAGGGAGAAUGUUCACGGCCCUGUUCUACGAGUCUCUGGUGAAGCAGAUAGAUGAGGUUCGUCGAGACGAUGCACACUUUGUGGGCGUAUUGAAUGUGGCGAGAGCGACACGGGAGGCCAUUCUAGCAAUCAAGAAGGACGAGGAGGAGCCCAUCUCGUGGGCUGGAUUUGUCCUCCACGGUGCCGGAUUUUACAGCGUGGGCCAGCGUUAG